Sphaeramia orbicularis (orbiculate cardinalfish) is the source of this 1223-nucleotide messenger RNA. RefSeq names its product POU class 2 homeobox associating factor 1 (gene pou2af1). The record is from RefSeq and is a predicted model, not a curated record. The transcript has 5 exons. NCBI's taxonomy places the organism in Eukaryota, Metazoa, Chordata, Actinopteri, Kurtiformes, Apogonidae. Gene Ontology annotation, cellular component: RNA polymerase II transcription regulator complex. The coding region runs from base 139 to 1032 and encodes 297 amino acids. Gene Ontology annotation, biological process: positive regulation of transcription by RNA polymerase II. Gene Ontology annotation, molecular function: transcription coactivator activity; POU domain binding; DNA binding.
CACAGGGGAGAUUUGAGGUUAGAGAAGCUGUGAAAUCCCUGGGGUAUUGCACCCUCGGGCUGUUAUAAAGCAAGUCAGUCACCCCGCCACUUUGAUUUUUUUCAGUUUAACUAUAUGAUAUUAUCCAAAUAAGCAGUUAUGCACUGGGAGAAAUCGCCACCAUCAGCGGCAGGCAGGUCCAGACCAUACCAGGGUGUCCGAGUCAGAGACCCAGUCAAAGAACUGCUGAGGAGGAAGCGAGGUUUGGAGACGCCCAACUCCAAGACUGCACCUCCUACUGCGGACGUGGCUACCUUCACCAGUCAGUCAUCAUUCACACAAUAUACCUGUGGUUCUGAUGGUACCGGGGGUUCGUCUGCCGAGUCGUCUGCCGCAACCAGUGAUGGUGGGCUGCAGUGCCCGGGAUGGAAAGCUCCGCCCCCUGCCACCAGCACUGCCCUGUCCCCUGCUGAUACACAGUGGCCCUCGACUGACUACACCCAGCAGGAUCCCUCAGCUCAGACGCUGGCCUACCCAGCUCCCCCCACCCUCACAGCUGAUGUAUAUAUGCAGACCCUGUGUCCCAGUUACACCAUGCUGACCUACACUCACACUCCACUGUUCAGCAACUUUGGGACCAUACCGGUGGCAUCAGCUCCAGCCUCCCUCCCUCAGGUGGAGCUCCCCGACUCAGGGCUCACCUACCUCCCCUGGGCUCAGCCCCUUACCACCAUCUCUACCAUGUCCAGUCCGGGGGUCCAGUUUGCCCCUGGAUCUGCAGCCCUUUCGGGGUCACCUCUUGUCCACAUGCCUCUGCCCAUGUCUCUGGCCACCAUGAUUCCUCAAUUGGAGUUUCAGGGCACAGACACUCAGCCACAGGUCCUGGACCACCAGCUGGGCCCUGAGUCAGAGAGCCAGGCUCUGGAUGAGGAUCCAGAUGUGGAGCAAGAAUCUCCAAACCUACUGGACAAACUUCUUGAAGAUCAAAAGGAAGAUGAUGGAGAGGAAGCCAAAGACUCAUACAGCAGCUCGCUGUUCAUAGAGGAUGUCUGAAAAAGCAAUCAUUAUUUCCAUUUUGUUCAGAGAAAUCAAUUAAUUUGUUAAAUUUCCAAAGUCUUUCAACUCAUAUAAACAAAUAAACCACUAUUAAAGGUUUAUUACACAAUAUUAGUCUCAUUAUUCAUUACUUCUAUUGGCUCAUACCACCUGAUAUUCAUCAAAACAAGACAGUGUCAUUUGUGAUA